AUGUAUCUGCCCACUCUAUGCAGGAGGUGUGUCGACCCACACUGUGGCUCGCUCGACGAUGUCUACACGGAGGAGCAGUUCCGCAUUCUCGUUUCAGACAUCCUGCCGCACUGGGCCAAGGUGUACUUCGGGUUGUCGAUGGCUUACCCCAGUCUGUUGCUGUGGAAGGCCUUGGCUGUGAGGGUGAUGAUUCUGAUGGCGCAUCACAUGCUGGGCAAGGGGAUGAGCAUCCGUACGAUCCGCUACUGCAACAUGUUCGCUCACGUCCUUCUGCCCAUCACGAAGAGCAAGGGGGAAUCGUCGAUCCUCGUUCUCGUGGUCGCCUAUCGCAAUUCGAAGACCGUCAAAGACAACAAGCUCGGCCACCUGUACCUGACUCGACACAUGGACUUCCAGCAGUGCGGCUUUGGUGCAGUUUUCCUCUGGCUACACUUCAUUUUCGACCUCGUGCCGCUCUUCUACAACAACGAUAAAAUCGUGCCCCCCUUGGAUUUUUCAAACCCGGAGGCCUGGUCGAAGAAACACCUGUUCUUCGCCCUCUUCGACAAAGAGAAGACAGAGAUGCCGUACCCGACGCACAACAAAUGGGUGACAUGGGCGAUGAAAAGCGCGGAGUGGAUCCUGUCGAAAGUCAUGCACAUCUUUCGACGGUCUGCGGCACAGAUCCUCGCGGACAAAAACUUAGACCUCGACACCAUCGCACGGCUGGGUCAAUGGGACAUGAACGAGAUGCGCAGGUCAUACGUCACAGGCAUCCCGCGCCCGGCCAUCCAGAUGCAAGCGGGUUUCUCGCAGGAACCGGGCGACUAUUACAUCGGAAGAUCGAAGACCAAAGUGGCCCCGAAGGUCCUGAAGGCGAUCGAGGAGCACAUAUUUCCUAAGGCGGAGAUGUGGCUCAUCGAGAUGUCGCGUUUGUGCAAGGACGAAGAUUUCCAAAAAUGGGCGCUUGACGUGUACACGCUCGACAAGACGUAUCCUCUCACCUCAACACCAAGCACCUCAUCACGCAACUUCGGGCCGAGAUCAACCUCCACAAGGAGGAGAGGGAAAAAGGAAAUCCAGAUCAACCACCUCGAGAAGCAGGUCGAGUCAUUGGAGCGGGAGAAGAGCUCGAUGAAGGCAGAGUUGGAGGCGAAGACAGAGGCGUUCGCUCAACUACAGAAAGCGUUCGACGCACUGAAGAAUACCGCGGCGACAAGCGCAGCUGCAAUUGUGGGGGAGAGCGAGAGCGUGCCGCAGACGGCGACCGAGGAAGCCACCCCGGGUCCACAGCAAGCCGAACAAACAACGCCCUCUCGACAGAGCGUGGGCAGCCAGCUCGACCAGGCAUUCUUCCACGCGGUGGUGUGGCCGUGGUGCAAUUGCGAGACCGUGCGGAAGGCGUGGUCGUACUAG
This is a messenger RNA of Closterium sp. Naga37s-1, 1395 nucleotides long. The record is from the annotation of a GenBank genome assembly. Lineage: Eukaryota; Viridiplantae; Streptophyta; Zygnematophyceae; Desmidiales; Closteriaceae.